GUGGUACGAGGCAUAAACAUGUCAAAGAGUCUCAGAAACCGGAUCUGUAAAUGUUCAACUGAAAGAUAUUAAAACCAAUGUGCUUCGAGCAGGACAAAGAAUCCGUAAAGCAAACCCUGUAGUUGUUCUUUCUUUAAAGUUGAGAUUCUUAAGAAACGUUGAUACCAAAACGUAGAAGCUAAUUGCUAGAACCAAAACGUUAGUCAUCUUGGUCUUAGUCUCUUAGAUAAACCGAACGGAGUAGAUAAUUUUUGAAUCGAACCAACCCGAAACUGCUGAUUUUAUUCGGUGUCGGUUUAUCCUUUAGGGGUGUUUUUGUCUUGUUGGUCGUCGUAGAAACUUGCCUAUAUAUAUAAGAUAGAUGCCUCCAGUUUGAAUAGCAGCUAAACCCUUAAAAUCUCCAGAGAGAAAGACGAUGGAUCACAAGGCAGUUGCGGAAGAGCAAAUCGUAUUGGAGAGGAUUAGGAGAAAAAUCGAGGACAUAAAAGCAGCUGGGCAGUCGCAGCUCUCUCCUAUACAAGAACAUAUCAGUUUCACCCUUCAGUUUGCCAUAAGAUUCAUGCCCCUUUUGAAUAACAAUCAAUUGCAGCAAGCUUAUUUCAAGUGUGCACACGAGUGCUUUGAGAAAAGACGAACGAAAGAUGUGACAAAUAACUGCGUUGAGCUCUGCCGUGUUCCCGUUGUCAAUUCUCAACAACGAUUCGAUAGCGAGAUGGCCAAGUUUCAGGAAAGGAUGAACAGAUCACUCAUGGUAUGUCAAGACAAAUUUGAGGCUGCGAAGCUAGUUAGUAGUAUUAUCAGGAUUGAUGCCGUCAAAGAUCUUGAGGAUUGCGUGACCGAUGCUGCGACAACAUUACUUGGCAGCUAAGCAAGAAACGUGCUGUGUUA
Camelina sativa (false flax) is the source of this 888-nucleotide messenger RNA. NCBI's taxonomy places the organism in Eukaryota, Viridiplantae, Streptophyta, Magnoliopsida, Brassicales, Brassicaceae. The record is from RefSeq and is a predicted model, not a curated record.